UUCAUAUGCACUAAAGACAUUUAGACAGAUGAAAAAAAAAAUGCAAAUAAUCACUGGCUCACUGUGACACUUUGUUAAAGUUAUUAUGACAAGCUACCUGCUCUACUGUGAAAAAAAGGAGGGCGCCAUGUAAAAAUUAAAUCAUUUAAUUGGCCUGGAUUUAACUUGAUUAAGUUAUUUCUUUUUAAUAUUGUCAGCUGGAACUUCAAGAUUAAGUAACUGACUGGGGCUAAAAUAUCAGAGUUAACAUAGUUUGGUUAGUAUCACAACACCAAAACCAAUCAAAUAGCCUACGUUAAGGAGCUUGUUUUUAAAAAUGAUUAUCUAUAACGUUAACAUGAUUUCAUACAUUUCCGUUAUAUUUAAAUAUAAUAAACUUCAGAGCCAGUUAGCUUUCUCCAGGUGCUUUUAUGUUUACAUAGUAACGGAAUGUAAAGCCAGCUUCCUUGCUGUCAAUCAAGUCGUCAGUUGCAGCUGUUCUGAGUUCAGUCGGCGUGAUUCUUAGACCACAGGCAGAGAGUUUCUCCGGAAAGCUCUGUCGGCUUCAUCUAACUUACAAGACGUUUUUUUUAUACAAAUAUAAAGAACAGCUUAGCACUACUUUUUAAUUUUCCGCGUCGUCCUGGUGUCAUGUCGCUGUUCGUGGAAGACCCUGCUCACCUCUCUAAAUCCAGGCUGAAGUCAGAUCUAGUUGCCCAUAAUGUCGCGCUGCCACCGACCAAGAGCAAGAAGGAGGUUUAUGUGGAGUUGCACUUAAAACACAUCGAUCAGAAAAACGCAGCCGAUUUUUCUAGCGACGAAGAGGACCAGCUAGAAGAUGUGGCAGACAAGGAAGAGGAGGCAGAGAUGCCCGACCCGAGUGGUUUGACUGAUGAUGACCUCAAGGCUGCACUGCUUGAACGCGGGGUUAAAGCUGGGCCCAUAGUCGCCUCCACCAGGGCCUUGUAUGAGAAGAAGCUGAGGAAUCUUCUUCAGUCUGAUGGACAUGUCCGUAUGAAUGGAGAAGAGAAAGGUGUAUUGUACUCUGACAGUGAGGAAGAGCAAGAAAAUGGGGAAGAGGAGGAGGACGACGAUGACGAACAGUCAGGUUCAGAAGAAGCAAAGGAAGAUACAGUUGAACAGUCAGACCAGACACAAGAGAGUAACCAGGAUGGUGAUUUUGUGUACCCACAGUGCUUUUUACCCUCACCAAGGCUGCAUGCUCCUGCUUCUAGAAAGAGGGAACCUAUUCCCAAGUGGAAUUCAGGGAAUGCGAUAAAAUCAUUGGAGCGGAGUCGGCCUCACCGCUCACAGAUUCCCGCAGGAAUUGGUAGAGCAUCCUCUGUAGAUCAACACUCGGGAUUAGGAUCAGGGUUUCCGUCUGGAUCACAAGCAGUUAAGCCCAAUGGUGGCUCAUCAAAUUCCUCUUCGGCCUUCAGCAUCACUCAAAUGGUUGAGGAGAUGGAAAGUCGGAGGUCACUCUCUGCGAGUACAGACACUGAGAGAGAGUUGAAUGGGAGCAAUGUGCAGGAACAUUGGUCGCGGUCCAACAGGCUGGACGUACAAAUUUUGGACAAGUACACCGUGAAUCGGUCCCUGUACUGCACUCCCAAGGCAUCCCUUAAUGAAUGGGAAAUGAAGCUUUCUCAGGAGCCUGUAAAAGAUACUUUCAAGGACUUGUUUCCGAACACUGAAGCCACACCCACAGGGAUCUACGCCACUCGUCGGCGACCAAUCAGGGGUGCAGCAGGGAGACCUGUCCAGUACGCAUACCCAGACACUCCCGCCAGUCCCACUACCCUGGAGAGACGAGAGGUGGAGCGCCGCCUUGUGCCCAUCCAGAUACAGAUUUUAGUCUUCCUCAUUGUGGCAUGCCUCCUGUACAUAAUUUAUGUUUGUGUCGAGGACAACUCAUUCAGUCCAUUUGUGGGCUUACUGGACAGUCUAAACCAAUGGUCAGACAGCGAGGAGGGGCUUUUACUUCAGGCUGAGACACAGGACACACCAGCACUCUCUGGACAGGAGUAACUCAAUGUACGUAACUUAAUCCCCUACAGAUGUAAGGGUUGUUGUUUUUUUGGUAAUGCAAGCCAUAAUGACAUAAUUGUGAUAUCUUCAGGGAGCACAUUUUGCUUUACUUUUGACUGUGACUGUUUGGGAGCAAACCUCAAAGUCUGGUUUCACAGUUUUAUAUGUUUAGCUUAUGAAUGUGUAACCAAAGUGUUCAUGUCACUAUAGUUGAAAUAAUUGAGAAAACAUGGAAAUUUAGUUUAGACUUACCAGUUUUUUUCAAAUUUAUAAAUAAUAAUAAUGCUAUAUAUUUUUUAUUUUCUAACCCAAACUGUAAUUUCACGGUGCAUUUUCAAAGAAUUUCUGUCACUGUACAUGUAUGUAUUUUCUUUAUAAUAUUUGAAUUUUCAAUAAAGAUGUUUUGCUUCGUA
Molecule: messenger RNA, 2420 nt
Organism: Centropristis striata (black sea bass)
Lineage: Eukaryota; Metazoa; Chordata; Actinopteri; Perciformes; Serranidae
Gene: lemd1
Product: LEM domain containing 1
Exons: 11
Coding region: 631-2007 (458 amino acids)
Molecular function (GO): DNA binding
Source: RefSeq, a predicted model, not a curated record